This is a messenger RNA of Bacillus rossius redtenbacheri, 3367 nucleotides long. Its product is annotated as forkhead box protein fkh-2-like. Lineage: Eukaryota; Metazoa; Arthropoda; Insecta; Phasmatodea; Bacillidae. Gene Ontology annotation, biological process: regulation of transcription by RNA polymerase II. Gene Ontology annotation, molecular function: sequence-specific double-stranded DNA binding; DNA-binding transcription factor activity. The transcript has a single exon. Bases 131 to 1255 code for a protein of 374 amino acids. The record is from RefSeq and is a predicted model, not a curated record. Gene Ontology annotation, cellular component: nucleus.
CCGAGCGGAACGGACGUGCCCUGGACAGUGGGUGACGCGCGCCGAGGCGAGUUCGUGGACUGUCGUCGUCGUCGCUGGUUCGAGGCCCCGCCGAGAGGGACGUUCACCCCGCGGGCUGCCCGAUGACAACAUGGUGAAGCUCGAAGGACCGCUCCCGCACCCCGCGAUGGCCCGCACGCCGCUCAAGUCGUCCUUCAGCAUCAGCUCGAUCCUGCCGGAGACGGCGGCGCGGCCCCCCAGCCCGCCGCUCACCGCCUCGCCGGACCUGCUCGAGUCCGACUCCGACUCCGACCUGGACGUGACCGGGGGCGGCACGCCGCCGCCGCUCGACUGCAGCAGCCGCCGCCAGGCGUCGCCGCCGCCGUCGUCGUCGCAGGACGCGGGCAAGGCCGCCGAGGAGGAGGAGAAGAAGAAGAACGAGAAGCCGCCGUACAGCUACAACGCGCUCAUCAUGAUGGCGAUCCGCCAGAGCCCCGAGAAGCGGCUCACCUUGAACGGCAUCUACGAGUUCAUCAUGAAGAACUUCCCGUACUACCGCGAGAACAAGCAGGGCUGGCAGAACUCCAUCCGCCACAACCUGUCGCUCAACAAGUGCUUCGUGAAGGUGCCUCGCCACUACGACGACCCGGGCAAGGGCAACUACUGGAUGCUCGACCCGUCAUCCGAGGACGUGUUCAUCGGCGGCACGACGGGCAAGCUGCGGCGGCGGUCGACGGCCGCAUCGCGCAGCCGCCUCGCCGCCUUCAAGCGCACCGUGGUGCUGGGCGCGGCGGCGGCAGGCCUGUACCCGGGGGCGGGCGGCGGCUACCCCGGGGCCUCGCCCUGGGGGGUGCCGCCCCUGUACUGCGGGCCCGCGGCGCUGUACCACCGCUACCCCGCCGCCUACCCCUACCCGGGGCUCCUGCCCAAGCCGACGCCGCUGCCGGCGCACGGCUUCUCCGUGGAGCGGCUCCUGGGCGCCGACGCCGGCCCCGGGUCGCCGUACGCCGCCCUCCGCGCCGGGCUGCACCCGUCGCCGCACCACCCGGCGCUCUACCCCGCCACGCCCUACCACGACUUCUACGCGACGCUGCGGUCGCUCGCGGCCGGCCACCCGUCGCUGCUCGCGCCGUCCCCGGGGGCGGCGCCCGGCCCCGCCACCGCCUCGUCCAGCUGCAGCAGCAGCCCCGAGCCGCGGCCCGCCGCCUCCCAGCACCCGCCGCCGCCGGCGCCCGUCUUCAAGCCCAUCGGCGUGCUGGCGUCGCGGCCCAGCUAGCUGCCGCCCCCGCCCCCGCCCCCGCCCAGGUAAAUACCUUCCGCUUCGACGCCAGAGACUCUCGCUCGAGUCCUCGGACUAUCCUGUUGCUCGUUCAGACAGUUUAACGACCGUUACGAACCGUUACGUCGAGUGAAUGCAGCAUUUAUGUACAUACUUGUGUAAAUACGUGUCUCAGAAAUAGUAUUACUGUAAAUAAGUUAAAUGUAUAUCUUCUUUGCUAUACAGGUACAUAUUACGUUUCGGCUGAUAAUCAGCCUGAUAUAUUAUUACAGAAAAUGUUAUUGGGCCAACGUUUUAAGUGUUUUAAAAUAUAAAUAUGUUCGAUUGUGAUACAAAUACCUUUUUAAGCAGACACAGCCCUGGAAACAUAGUUCUUGUUAAGUGAUGGAAUACCUAUAUAAUACCACUUUAAUUGAUAAAGAGGUAGGUAAUGUAGAUUAAAUGUAAGUUUACUCAAAUAGAGAUUGUUUUUACUUUUUAAUUCAUAUAAGUUGAUGUUUGUAACUUGAAUGAUUUCGCACGCGAUGCGUCAUAGUUACGUUAAUUUACUGAUGCAAAAUAAUUCUUAUGAGAAUUCUGGCUAAAAAUAUAAAGGUUCUUUAAAAAAAUUUUUUAGUUUUUCUUAAAGGAAUUUUUAAUUGCCUUUUUAUUUAUAAUUUUAGUCAUACAAGCACAUGCACAAAGUUAGCAUAGAAACAAAGCUACAAUAUACAUAAUUUUUAAGUUCCUUUUUUUUUUUUACUUUCAGUAGGAAACUUGUAUACCAACAAUCCAUUAUUUGGUAGCUUGUACUGUUGAUUAAAAUUUAUUUAUUGCAUUAAAGGCCUCUGUAGGCUUAUAAAAUCAAUAACACAAGUGCAAAAUCUAUAAAAAGAUUAAUUUGUUUGCACUUUUCUGGGUAGUAGCAAUCACUAGUGGUAAUUUAAUUAUCAUUAUGUGCCAUUGCAGCGUGUUACACUGAAUAAAGUCACAUAGGUACGAUUUUGUGUGUGCUGUAUGCAUAAUAAACUGUGUUGUUUUAGUGAAAUGCUAAUGUCUUUGUGUCCGGUUCUACUCUUUAUACAGUGGGCAUCUACAGAUGCUUUGCAAAUAAUUAACUCGUAAAAACUAUCUGCUUGUGACUGGUUUCAAAUUAGGAACACGAUUUUAGGCUAUUAGGUCGUGUAGUUCUCUUCAGGAUCUAGUCAUGAAUACAAUUUUUCACUAUCUUGCAAUGCUUGGCUUUGGUUUAAGAACAGGAAGUAACCUGUAAGAUAUGCAGACUUCUUGGUUGUUAUCUGUGUUGUUAAAAUGAAUGUGUCAUUGAAAGUUUAAACGUGGUCAAGGAGCUAAUGCAGCUAUACUGCGAUAUAUCCUACUUUUUAACAUUUGCGUGAUUGUUUUACUAGGAAAAUUAAUGUGUUAUUUGAUAAGGCUAAAUACAUAAAUUCACAGGUAUUUUCUCAAAGCCAUUGUCUGGUCAUUCAGGUAAAAUUUGUAAACAUAAACAAUGGAAAAAAUUUUUUUUAGACUUAAUAUAAAUUUUUAAAAUAAAAUUUUCAUUUUAAAGUAAAUAAUGUGCUACCUAGUACCUAAUGCGGCAUUGCUGCAUCAAUAAGCUAGAGCAAACAUGAGUAGCUAUAUUUUAAUAUGUGAUGUUACCAAAAUAAUGGCAAGGAACUUACAGGCUUUUUAUAAUGAUUAUUUGACAUUUCACUAAGUUGUUAUUUUCAACUAAGUGUAGUAGAUCUCAUCAGUAUCCAUAGUUAUAAGUGACAGAUAAUAAACUUCUAGAAAAUGCAUAAUACGGGAACCUAAAUUUAGAUUUUUUUGGUUCCAACUAGUAGGGCACUUUAAUUUAAAACAGCCAAGUUCCUUUUGUUUUUGCUAACUAUAAAUGCAGGUACUUUAAAAUUACUUAAAUACUACUUAAUAAUGUUGGCUGAAUACAGCCCUUGAUACGUCCCAAAAUAAACGCAAAUGUAUUUCGCUUUUAUUGUUUUUAGUGUAUCAAAUAUUGUAAGUUAUUAUAGUAUUUCCACAAAGCCCACAAUUAUGUACAUAAGGAAUCAGUGUAAAAGAUACGAUGUUUUUACUGUCAAAAAUUAUAGAUUAAACUGGUUUUAAUAU